GUAUAGCCUCGAUUUUAGUGCUCAGUGCCCAGCCCCGGCCCAGCCUUCUAUCCCCGUGCUGUACAGAGAAGCUGUUUUGUAAAGUAACUGUUUAUAAAUUACUCUGAAGUGCAUCUGAUAUUUCUUAAAAAUGGCAGACGACGAACUGGAAGCGAUCCGACGGCAACGAAUGGCUGAACUUCAGUCAAAACAUGGGGGUCUAGCAUGGAAUCCCAUGGACCCGAAUUCAUCUAAUGAUCAACAGGGACAGCAAGAGGCCCAGCAAAGGGAAGCAGACAUGAGAAACUCCGUAUUGGCUCAAGUCCUGGAACAGUCUGCGAGAGCCAGAUUAAGUAAUCUGGCACUUGUGAAGCCAGACAAGGCCAAAGCAGUGGAGAACUACCUUAUACAGAUGGCUCGCAUGGGACAGCUUGGGGGAAAGAUUUCAGAAUCCGGUUUGAUAGAGAUUCUUGAAAAAGUCAGUCAACAAACAGAAAAAAAGACAACUGUGAAGUUCAACAGACGGAAGGUGAUGGACUCAGAUGAAGACGAUGAUGAUUGAACAAAGCCAAAUGAUCUCCCUGGUGGGAGAGGUACUAGUUAGCAGUGUUCAAAGAUGGCUGAUGGCUGUGACCCGCCUAAUGCUUGUUUUGAGCAUCCUUAUUGGACAGACUACCACACCCACCAGAGCACCGCAACAGGACAACAUUUUUAUUUGUGUAACUCACUCACUCAUUUUCACCAUGCCUGACGAUUGAUUUCCUUUCUGUCACAAGAGGUAAAGCAAAUUGCAGUCUUGUUUCUGUAAUUCUGCAUCUACAUUUCCCCAAUAGACUCUUUCAGGGACGCAGUAGACCAUCGGAAUUAGCAUUGUACUGGACGAUACCUUGGUAUCAAUUGCUAUUUGUUGUUUUUGUUUUCUUUUUUUCUGCUAUAGUAUCUGCUACAGUUUACAUAAUAAAAAGCCUUAAACAAGUUCAAAA
This is a messenger RNA of Alosa sapidissima (American shad), 962 nucleotides long. It is a transcript of the gene pdcd5, whose product is annotated as programmed cell death 5. Lineage: Eukaryota; Metazoa; Chordata; Actinopteri; Clupeiformes; Clupeidae. The record is from RefSeq and is a predicted model, not a curated record. Gene Ontology annotation, molecular function: DNA binding. The transcript is spliced from 7 exons. Gene Ontology annotation, cellular component: cytosol; nucleus. The coding region runs from base 131 to 541 and encodes 136 amino acids.